CCAAAAUUUGUUUACAUCCACAAAACUCUCGAGGAAUUAGGGUUACGAAUACGUUCGAUUUAGAGAGUCGAAGAUGAUCGAGGUGGUGCUCAACGAUCGUCUCGGGAAGAAGGUUCGGGUAAAGUGCAACGAAGACGACACGAUCGGAGACUUGAAGAAGCUCGUCGCUGCUCAGACCGGAACCAGGGCCGAGAAGAUCAGGAUCCAGAAGUGGUACAACAUCUACAAGGAUCACAUCACGCUCAAGGAUUACGAGAUCCAUGACGGCAUGGGACUCGAGCUCUAUUACAAUUGAAUCGUUUUUUUCUUGGAUUUUUAGGGUUCAUUUGACGCGAUUAAGAGGUUCAGGCGCAUGUUCUUAGAGGUUGUGAGGAUUCAGGUCUAUCUCUAAGAUGAGCGACCAGAGAUUAUAUUUUCGAUGGACGUGGUAGGGUUGAGGUUGACAUCGCGGUAUUAUCACAGAGGUGUAAACCGCCAAUUACCUGAGAAGCCUUGUUCCCCAAAGAACCCGUUCUCUUUCCUUUAUCUUUGAUUGGGAAUUUAUGGUCCACCCCAAUAUCAGAUCGGGUUACACGAUUUAAAAUCAUGRGAUUUCCUCUGAUAUGCGAGUCUUGUAUUGCAGAAAAGGCUUUAUGUAUAUCUCUGGUCUGCGCUUAGCUAAUGCUUCACUCCGAAUGUUUUGAUGUCUCUUGUAUAUGGAAUUUGCUACCCUGUAGACGACAACACACUUCCUCAAGGAUGGGUAGAAAUUUUUUAUUUUAAAAGUUGAUGCUUAGUUUUUUAUAGAUAUGAUGCUGCCCUGUCCUAUUGAUCUGAUCUUGUGCUUUAGGGAGCCCGAAUUUGGCAUCAUUUUCCAUUUCAGCACAGAUGGGUAAUGAUUUUCUUCUUCCUUCGAAUUCCAGAUAAGGAAGGGACGUGAAAUAUAUUCUCCAACCUUCAAAACUGCGGCUUGAUCUUGAUCUAUGAAAGCUAAUUGAAUUUUUAUUAUUUAAUCUUAAAUCAUUAUCAAUGACUAAAUACAUAUAACAAUGAAAAUAUAUUAAUAUGUGUCUUUUAUGGUUAAUUAUAGACAUACAAUAGUUUAAAGAGAUUGGAUGACUCUGAGUGGAGGCUACGGAAAUGUAAUAACUCAAUUAUGGUGAAGAACUGGAAGACACCGAAGGAUUACUCUCUCUCUAAUCUCGCAGGACGUCUUAAAACAAUUCCUAACGAUUUUAUCCAAUGUAGGCAAAUGGGUUCCUUGUCAUAUUGCCACCAAAAUGGGUAUAAUCUCUCUCUUAACUCCUAAGUUUGCCAUUGAUGAAGAAKUACAAAGUCCUGUGGUAGGUGGCCUUUCCUUUACUUUGAUUAAUUUUUACUAGUAUUUCUAGUAAUAAUUUAUUUUUUUGUUCCUUAAAUUUUACUCCUUUUUCUAUGCUCUUGACCUUAGCAUCUUUUAUGCUAGCCACCAUCAUUCAUCAAUCAGUCAUUUAAUGGUGUCAAAGACCAUUGGUGAAUCUCCCAACCAAGGCCUUCGGUAUGUUGAGGCAUUUGAGAAAUUUGAGCCGAUUAAUCAUUAGUGUUAAUGGCGGAUAUUUAUACUGCCAGAAUUAAGAAUCAAACCCGGUUUGUAGGUAAUGUGGUGAUUGGUGAAGAUGACAUAACCCAGGGGAUAAUUGUAUUCUGUUUAGAUGUCAAUCUUAUCCCAAUGCUACUGCUUUGACUGGCCAAUGGGUUUAUUUGAGAAGUGAAGGAUUCAUGGUGUUUUAUGGCAUGAACUUGAGCAUUGCUACGGUCCAUAGGUAACUGUCAUGCAAUAUCAACAUCUGUUCUGUUAAACUGCCAAUCAAGUCCCAAAAUCUUUUUUGGAUCACCAAUUUCCAGCUUUYCAGGUCAUUCGUAGUUGCCAUGCAUCUCUCUUUCUGAAUCCAACAAAUAUAGGGACUUUUGUUGACUGAGAGAACAAUGAGAUGGACCCCCGUUGGCUUAUCUUGGAUUCACUGAGUUUUGGAGUUUGAGGCAAAGAUUAAACUUUGGUAGCAGGUUGAAAGCAACUUUCCGUUGGGUUUUUUUGCUAUAGACACAGUUAAAUCAAAUGCAAAAUGCUUGGGAGCAUGUUAGACGUGAACUAUGUGCCUUGUUUACAAUUUCAGUUACCUUGUUUCAGAWWUUUUUUUUGAUUCAGGAAUAUACUUCAUUAAAUAGGAAUAUCACUUGUUAAGUAUUAURUAAAUAAUUAUUGGCUGAUCGUGUUUAAAGCUUUCAAAUAUAUCGAAUGCUGAUUUAUGUCGGUCUA
Molecule: messenger RNA, 2275 nt
Organism: Momordica charantia (bitter melon)
Lineage: Eukaryota; Viridiplantae; Streptophyta; Magnoliopsida; Cucurbitales; Cucurbitaceae
Product: ubiquitin-like protein 5
Biological process (GO): protein modification process
Molecular function (GO): protein binding
Source: RefSeq, a predicted model, not a curated record